AUGGCGGCGGGGGCGGCGGGCGCGCAGCGCGGCGGCCGGGUGCUGGUGUACGGGGGCCGGGGGGCGCUGGGAUCCCGCUGCGUACGCUAUUUCAGAGACCAAAGCUGGUGGGUCGCCAGCAUCGACGUGGUCGAAAACGAAGAAGCCCACGCCAGCGUCAUCGUUAAAAUGACAGACUCCUUCACCGAGCAAGCCGAUCAGGUGACAGUGGAUGUGGACAAGCUUUUAGGGGAGCAGAAGGUGGAUGCCAUCCUGUGCGUGGCCGGUGGAUGGGCCGGUGGCAGUGCCAAGGCUAAAUCACUGUUCAAAAACUGUGACCUGAUGUGGAAGCAGAGCCUGUGGACCUCAACAAUCUCUAGCCACCUCGCCACCAAGCACCUGAAGGAUGGGGGUCUCCUGACGCUGGCCGGGGCCAAGGCCGCUUUGGACGGCACUCCCGGCAUGAUUGGAUAUGGCAUGGCCAAGGGAGCGGUACAUCAACUUUGCCAAAGCCUUGCUGGGAAUAACAGUGGUUUGCCGCCUGGUUCUGCUGCUAUUGCUGUCUUACCGGUGACUCUGGAUACGCCGAUGAACAGGAAAUCAAUGCCUGAUGCCGAUUUCAGCUCCUGGACACCUCUAGAAUUCCUGGUUGAAACGUUCCACGACUGGAUCCUGGGAAAAAACCGACCAAGCUCAGGAAGCCUAAUCCAGGUGGUGACCACGGGAGGAAAGACUGAAUUAACGCCGGCUUAUUUCUAAAUUCCGUCUCUCACUCGCCCACCAAGAGCUCAGAAGAAGAAAGAGCUGGGGGAAAAAAAAUCUCAGCCCAUCAGUAAAGUCUGAAUACGGUUCUCUGUUUUCGUGGUCCUUAAUUGUAUCGAUGAAAUGGAAUUGUGAGUAAUGUUGCCGUUGGUCGAUGUAUACAAGCUUUCAUGGCUGACCAUAAAAUGUUUAUUCUAAAUAGGGUUGCAAAGGGGACAAUUUGCCAAUAGUAUUUAUUAAUAAACAUCUCAGUUUCAUUAAUUGA
This is a messenger RNA of Tachyglossus aculeatus (Australian echidna), 1006 nucleotides long. RefSeq names its product quinoid dihydropteridine reductase (gene QDPR). The coding region runs from base 1 to 738 and encodes 245 amino acids. Lineage: Eukaryota; Metazoa; Chordata; Mammalia; Monotremata; Tachyglossidae. The record is from RefSeq and is a predicted model, not a curated record. The transcript is spliced from 7 exons. Gene Ontology annotation, biological process: L-phenylalanine catabolic process; tetrahydrobiopterin biosynthetic process. Gene Ontology annotation, molecular function: NADH binding; NADPH binding; 6,7-dihydropteridine reductase activity. Gene Ontology annotation, cellular component: cytoplasm.